Fusarium oxysporum Fo47 is the source of this 887-nucleotide messenger RNA. RefSeq lists its product as uncharacterized. The record is from RefSeq and is a predicted model, not a curated record. NCBI's taxonomy places the organism in Eukaryota, Fungi, Ascomycota, Sordariomycetes, Hypocreales, Nectriaceae. The coding region runs from base 350 to 724 and encodes 124 amino acids. The transcript is spliced from 3 exons.
UUUUUUUUUUUUUUUUUAUAUUUACAAGUCAGCCUCGAAAGAUAUAUCCAAGCAUCUCCAAAGUCUAACAUAAUUUAAAUAUUUAUUACCCCUCAGCAGGCAAAGCUUCAUUAAGUCAAUAUCAUCAUAGUUAGCUGCCUCAAUUGCAGCCUGAACCUAGCUGCACAUAACCCAGCUGGAGAGCAUUACUUGCUCUUCAGCUGGCCCCCAUCUUCUUCCUGCAACCCACUUCAAAGGUCUUUCGCCGACCCCUGCAGCACGCUUAAAUCAUCCACCGCGCUUCCACAGUAAGCGAUCCGAUCCGACUUCUGAUUGCAACCGCUAACAGCAUCAUAGCUUCACUGUCACGAUGCUCAGAAGAAGCCUGCAGGCACCCGAUCCCGACGGGUGUUAUCUGACGAAAGGUCAUAAUGUGACCUGUAAAAUCGAGCAAGCUAUCAAGAAAGAUGAUCACGGCGAGCUUCGUGAUAUGGCGAUGGAAAUCGGAAUAGACUGGGGAAAAGAGGAUGAUGCCGGCCGCCCUCGCUAUCAGCUAAUCGACAAAGACUUCCUUAAUCGCGAGAUAGAGCUGCUUUAUAAGCUAGAAGGGAAGUUACUCAGAGGGGUAAAUCCAAGCCGGAGGGAAAGGGAAUUCAUCAAGGCCCUUCGCGGCGGCUUGCACGAUAAGUGGCUCAAGGCCAUCCGGUGGCAGGCCAAGAAGGUACUGGAGAAGACUGAACCUUGAUGACAUACAGACCAGGCUGGCCAUGGUCUUGGACCACGAGAGCGCGACUGAGACGAGGGGGACGGCAUACCGCGUGAUGGAUGGAAGAGGGGUAAUCGUGUGGUUUUGUGGGAAGAAGAUGUAUUGAGUUUUGUGUGAGUUCAGUUGCCUAAAGUCAAAGACC